Alosa alosa (allis shad) is the source of this 1233-nucleotide messenger RNA. RefSeq names its product interleukin-1 beta-like. The record is from RefSeq and is a predicted model, not a curated record. Gene Ontology annotation, molecular function: cytokine activity. The transcript is spliced from 6 exons. Bases 1 to 780 code for a protein of 259 amino acids. Lineage: Eukaryota; Metazoa; Chordata; Actinopteri; Clupeiformes; Clupeidae. Gene Ontology annotation, biological process: immune response; inflammatory response; regulation of non-canonical NF-kappaB signal transduction.
AUGGCUGACGUGUAUUUCAAUUUGGCUGCAGCUUUGGAAAGCUACAAACCCGACUCUGUGGAAGCUGAAUCAACGAUCAAGAUCAAAGAACACGAUGCAGAGUGUGACCAACAUUCAGGAAUCGACAUAGAGGUGGUUGAUGAGCCUCAUAACAUCGUCAUUGCCUUGCACCGUUUAAAGAAAACCCAGAAGCUGCAGGGCACUGAAUUCUCAGACGAGGAGCUGUGCAACAUUUUCUUUGAGAAUGUGGUGGAAGAGUAUGUGACACCAACAGUCCAUCAAAAAACAACAAAUGCUGCUGACCACUAUGACUCGUCUGAACAACCGCCGCAAAAGUCCUUCAUCUGUGAUGUUCGAAACAAGUUCCUGGUUCUAAGUAAAGGAAUCACCACGGAGCUGCAGGCCAUCACCCUCCAGAGUGGGAACAAGAGCAGAAGGGUCCAACUGGAACUGACUACAUACAAACCCUCGGUCACACCUGACAAAGGCCGACCUAUUGCCUUGGGGGUGGGAGAAGACCUCUACCUCUCAUGCACGUCUUCCUCUGGGAAACCUGUUCUAGGCUUAGAGGUGGUGAAAAAGGAAGACCUGAAGAGCAUCAGUGGCGACAUGAAGCGAUUCCUGUUCAACAAGACAGUCUCUGGGCAAACAGUGACCAGCUUCGAGUCAGUGAAGUAUAAAGGCUACUUCAUCAGUACGUCUUACACUGAUGGACAGCGAGUGGACAUGUGCCAGAGUCAGGAUGUCCCGGACCGCCUGACGACUUUCACGCUUGUGUGAAAUGGCCAUUUCUGCCACUAUAUACCAAACACCCAGACAGUAUGUACAAUGUGCAGCCUUUAGUCUGGGUGUUUUUUAAAAACCUGAGCAGAGUUGAAGGGUUCAGAACAGAGUCCCUAAACUCACUGGGAUGGAUUUCCAACCUUAUAUUUGGGGAAAUUUCAUUUGUCAUAGUAAAUACAAAUUGUAUUACCUAACAGCAAGUUAAGUAGAAGUUCAUUUUGAAUUCCUGUGGAUGUCAUUUUAUUAAUUUGUAUUUAUGGAAUUUUUGUGUGGGCUGAAGUUCCUUUGUUUUUAUUUAUUUAUUUAUAUAUGUAUUUAUGUAUGGUGUUUAUUUAUUAUUCUGCAUAUUCUGUUACAAUUUCUGAUUGAUUUCUGAUUCUGAAUUUCUGAAUGAUCUACAAUUUACCAUGAAUCUACCAUAUAAUCAACCAUGACUUUGCAAAGCAAACA